GCUAAAGUGAGACUGCAAAUGCCCAUGUUUUACCCAGGUGUCAAAAACGUGAUCGUGAUGCAUACAAUACCUAUAAGGACCUGUCACUUCCCCCGAAUCUCGACCAUCAACGGUCAUCAUUUUCAGACAAGCUCACGAAAACUCGAGUCCUAUGUUCAGAAGAACAGCAGCACAGCAUAUUCCUUUCGGGUGACGUGCCGUGACUCGGUCGAACAAAAGCAAUACUACAGUGCAGUACCUUUCUCAUGUUCCACUGAUACCACGCUCCCCUCAUUAACUCGUCGAAUUUCGUCCUUUCCAACUCGCGAGAAGCCACUUGUCGCAUUUGCAUUGCAUGCACGAGAUGAGCUACCAAGCAAGGAGGAGUCAAGACUCUGUCUUUGGACACUCCUGAGGUCGAUCACAGCCACCCAGAUGUAGUGAUGCACGGGAUUUCCUAAAAAAGAAAAUCCUGAUAAUGUCGUGGCUGAUUGUGGCUGCUGCCAUUGACCAACCAUGAAGUCCUCUUACUCUCUUAUUGUCUUUUUUGCAUACUCACGACUUUUGAGUAUCUUCCACGACGUUUUAUGUUGCCACCUCCUGGUGACCUCCUGUGUUCUUUUCUUUGAAAAUAUCUUUAAUUAUGCUCGAAUUACAUUUCCGAUUACUCGACCAUCUAUCAGAAGAAACCUUGUCUUUAACAAUGUGUGGGCUUGUUCACGCGUCUCAUUCUCGAUCUCGCUGAAUCCCGAAGCCACAGCCACAAUACACUUAUUCUUUUCCCCGGGCUGGACCUUAUAUUUCUUUUUCGCCCUCGCUAUCUGAAUGGGUUUGUGUUGUGUGGAGAUAUAUGCGAAAAGAGACAGCUCAUACUUGUCACACCCCUCCACCCUUCAUACUAAAGAGAUCCUGCGUCUUCGUCGACUCUGGAUUGGUGUGACUUUUGGUAUACCGUCGCUGCUGGAUUUGCAAGUUCCACCAGCAGGAUUGUCCAUCCCACACAGUUUCUGUACAUCCGUCCGCAAACAGGCCCCGUCACAAUGGUUUACCUGGGAAAAGAAACAAGGUCCGCGAAUAUAGUGUCUCUAGUCAUAUCUAUGCUCUCGAUAGCUACACUUUCGGUUUGCCUAUGUGAGUCUUGACCGAACGGCCGUUGGAUUGCAGACUGACGAUUGUAUCAGCCCGCAGAGUAGAAGGUCUCCGGAAAUGGAGAAGACUGCCUCCCGUAUGCUGGUGUGAGUAUCGCUAGAUACGAUCACAGAACAAGUUUGCUAAUGCCGGUUCAGUGAUUCUGGCCAUUUACAUCGAUUCGAUCAUAUUUGCAAUAGGAAGCUCGAUAAUUUCUCAUGGUUUUGGAGUCGACUCCUCUCCUAGGAUUUGCAAGGACGCGAUAGUUCUCUGUUUAGCCUGUUAUAUGACAACAAAGGUAUUGCUACAAUCUUGCUGUGCUUAGCGUUCACCGAUGCUGACAGUCUAUAGGUGGUAUGUGAUUGAGUGUUCAGAUAUAAAUCAGGAGGUUUCCAUGCUGAUUUGAAAGUUCAUUUAUUAUUUCUUGGUUGAACGCGUGGUAAGCCCUUCCAUAUCCUCGCCUGUUAUAUCACUUAUUUGAUUCUUCUAGUACAUCAUUCGACGACCAGGGAAACCCAGAUGGAGAGAUGGCAGAUACAGGUUCAAUUUUCUUUUCGCCAUCGGUAAUUUAUACCUAUGGGAUGUGCUAAUUCAUGUAACUGACAAUUACCAGUUCCAUAUAUCGUCGUCGUUGUGCUUAAUGUCGUAUUGUAAGACGCAAGGAAUGAUCGAAAUUGACUUCACAUAUUGACCUACCAUAGCCGCUUCGCGACUUUUGACAACGGGGAAUGCAGAAUCGGCAUGGAAACAGCGCCGAUGGUUGCAUUGAUUCUCGUCGACUUUUUCGUCAAUGUAUGUAGUCCUUGAUCUCGUAAUAACCCGGGGAAACGCUCACUAAUUAUGCGUGGUAGUGUGUUUUGACGGUGCAGUUCCUGGCUCCGCUUUCAGGUAAGUGACGUUUAAUGCCAUGGUUCGAACUAGUCACUAACUCAGAUAGGGCUCUUGUCGUUCAAGAAGAGUCAAAAGUCAAAAGUACGUACUGUUGCCUUCCGUACCUUGGUCGGCAGCACCGUAUCUUUGAUUUCAAGUCUCGUGUAAGAAUCGACAUCUUUCGCUCCCAGUAACCAACCCUAAGCUAAUACUGUUAGCAACUUGGCAGUAGUAGCUGCCCUGAAGGGUGAGCCGGGAUGGAUAUGUCUCAUGUGUUGUAACCUCGAUAGCAAGUCUCCAUCUAGCCCUCAUUCCAUUCACAUCUAAUUCAUACAUCCAGUCCUCCUCACAGUCCUCGUCCUCCACUGGGUAACCUCCAAAGACAACGCUUCCACCACUCCAUCUCAUCCCUCGUUUCCCAAUCAACAGCCGCCCUCGCGUUCCUCCCGGCCCAGACGUACCCAAACACCUCACCCAGAUAUCGAGAAUUUCGAGGUUGGACUAAGCGAUUACAUGCGGAAAGGAGGGGUGACAACGCUUGUGACAGCUGCGAGUCAUGAUUUUGAUGAGGACGAAGAUGGAGAUGGAAUACGAGGGGGAGUGCCGCCAAACACUAUCAAAGUUGAGUACGAACAUACCCAGGAAGUUGUUGAGGUUGUGGAGCUUGUUGGGGAUAGGAGGGAUUUCGCAGAGGAGAAGGAGAGGGAGGCGUCUGGUAGUCGUAGUCAGGAACGCGAGGCAUGCUCAGAAGACAGUAAAUGGAGGAGGGAUAGUUUGGCUGCAUUGUGUUAGUGGGGUUUGAUAUGUAUGAUGGUGGAUUUGUAUUUCUAAAUGAGGUCUUGAUUGACGAUAUGGAGUAUGGCGUGGAUUGGUUGGAUGGAUCUGGGGAGUUAGUGGGGCUUAUUUUGG
Molecule: messenger RNA, 2886 nt
Organism: Hymenoscyphus albidus
Lineage: Eukaryota; Fungi; Ascomycota; Leotiomycetes; Helotiales; Helotiaceae
Source: the annotation of a GenBank genome assembly